GCCGCGCCGCUCCCUCCCUCCCUCCCGGCGGCCGGGGCGCUACUGACAGACCGCGGAGCGGAGCGGAGCGAGCGCCGAGAGCCUCCGGGACCCCCCGGACCCCCCCACCUUCCGCGCCCCGUCUCGCCGCAGCGGUGAAUGGGAGAGGCGGGCGGCGCCGGCCUCACGGAGCAGAGCGAAGCGGCGGCGGUCGCGGCGGCUCGGAUGGAUUGAAUCUUCUGUGUUGAAUGCCUCCGGAUUUCCUAUUGGAUUUCACAUCUGGAAAGUACUUUUGAUUUAAGCCACUCUGUGGCAGACUGAAUUGUGGAUCCAGGGUUCCUAAGACUUUAGAUCUUGAGGAGGCAGUCACUGCUGGAUCACAUUAACCUGACAUCGCAGCCACAAUGGUGCUGUCACAAAGGCAACGAGAUGAACUAAAUCGAGCAAUAGCAGAUUACCUUCGUUCUAAUGGCUACGAAGAGGCAUAUUCAGUUUUUAAAAAGGAAGCGGAGUUAGAUGUGAAUGAAGAGUUAGAUAAGAAGUAUGCUGGACUUCUGGAAAAAAAAUGGACAUCUGUUAUAAGAUUACAAAAGAAGGUAAUGGAAUUAGAAUCGAAGCUGAAUGAAGCUAAGGAAGAAUUUACAUCAGGUGGACCUCUUGGUCAGAAACGAGACCCUAAAGAGUGGAUUCCUCGUCCCCCGGAGAAGUAUGCAUUGAGUGGACACAGGAGUCCAGUCACUCGAGUAAUUUUCCAUCCAGUCUUCAGUGUUAUGGUCUCUGCUUCAGAGGAUGCCACAAUAAAGGUGUGGGAUUAUGAAACAGGAGACUUUGAACGAACCCUUAAGGGGCAUACAGACUCUGUGCAAGACAUUUCCUUCGACCACACUGGCAAACUAUUGGCCUCCUGUUCUGCUGAUAUGACCAUUAAGCUAUGGGAUUUCCAAGGCUUUGAGUGCAUCAGAACUAUGCAUGGUCAUGAUCAUAACGUUUCUUCAGUAGCCAUCAUGCCCAAUGGAGAUCAUAUAGUUUCUGCCUCAAGGGAUAAAACUAUCAAAAUGUGGGAAGUCCAGACAGGUUACUGUGUGAAGACUUUCACGGGUCACAGAGAAUGGGUGCGCAUGGUGCGGCCUAACCAGGAUGGCACCUUAAUUGCCAGUUGUUCUAAUGACCAGACAGUGCGUGUUUGGGUGGUAGCGACGAAGGAAUGCAAAGCUGAGCUCCGAGAACAUGAGCAUGUGGUAGAAUGCAUUUCCUGGGCUCCUGAGAGCUCGUACUCCACCAUAUCAGAAGCUACAGGAUCAGAGACUAAGAAGAGUGGCAAGCCUGGGCCUUUUCUGCUGUCUGGAUCCAGAGACAAGACCAUUAAGAUGUGGGACAUUAGCACUGGCAUGUGCCUUAUGACACUUGUGGGCCAUGAUAACUGGGUACGUGGCGUUCUGUUCCAUUCUGGGGGAAAAUUUAUUUUGAGCUGUGCUGAUGACAAGACUCUACGUGUCUGGGACUUCAAGAACAAGCGAUGCAUGAAAACCCUCAAUGCGCACGAACACUUUGUUACCUCUUUGGAUUUCCACAAGACGGCACCGUAUGUGGUUACUGGAAGUGUAGAUCAAACAGUAAAAGUGUGGGAGUGCCGUUGAUUGAAUUCACAUUUGACCCCUUUUUCCUCUGGAUGCACUCAGAUACCAUGGUUACCCAUUGAGCUCUGUUUAAAUAAAUAUUGUCCUUUCAUGUAAA
This is a messenger RNA of Colius striatus (speckled mousebird), 1713 nucleotides long. It is a transcript of the gene PAFAH1B1, whose product is annotated as platelet activating factor acetylhydrolase 1b regulatory subunit 1. Gene Ontology annotation, biological process: intra-Golgi vesicle-mediated transport; retrograde vesicle-mediated transport, Golgi to endoplasmic reticulum; intracellular protein transport. NCBI's taxonomy places the organism in Eukaryota, Metazoa, Chordata, Aves, Coliiformes, Coliidae. The record is from RefSeq and is a predicted model, not a curated record. The coding region runs from base 384 to 1616 and encodes 410 amino acids. Gene Ontology annotation, molecular function: protein binding. Gene Ontology annotation, cellular component: COPI vesicle coat. The transcript is spliced from 11 exons.